This is a messenger RNA of Protopterus annectens (West African lungfish), 9419 nucleotides long. RefSeq names its product mucin-3A-like. The transcript is spliced from 5 exons. The record is from RefSeq and is a predicted model, not a curated record. NCBI's taxonomy places the organism in Eukaryota, Metazoa, Chordata, Ceratodontiformes, Protopteridae. Bases 111 to 3704 code for a protein of 1197 amino acids.
GGAAAUCAGAUGGCUGGGGUCUACCAACAAAGCUCACAGCCCAAACAUAUUUUAUAUAGUCGUAUUUGUCCUGUUCGUUGUAUAACACACGAUGCGGUAUCUGUCCCAGAAUGGAAAACAAUAUGUACUACAAUGGAAGUAACAUUUGGUUGCUCUGUUUACUGCCCUUUCUUAUCUUUUUGUCUGUCUUUUCAACAGGCAACAGUCAUAUUUCAACAGAAUUCACUAACGUAGACCAAUGCUGUCACAAAGCUAUACAACUUAAAACGUGUUGGAAUCUCUGUGAACAAUUCCCAGUGGAAAGUUACAAGCACUGUGGAGCAAUAAUAAGGAUUAAUUUGAAAAAACUUGUAAAGUUUGGCAGCCAUGGUCAUUUUAAAUCCAUUUGUACUCUGUCUUUUGAUCCAGGGGUAUCGAAAUUAAUGAAACAUAUAUCAGCAAAGAAAAAGCCAGUUGUACCACCUGAUGUCUCGAUGAAAAAGCCAUUAAAGCUACUUCCUAUUAAGCUCGGCCAUCUUAAUGGCACUAAAUCUGUCACAGUGUCAACUGCUACCAUCACAGUAGCUCAUCGAACCCACACUGUCCAUCGAACCCAAAGUGCAAGAUUUUCUGCUACAACAUAUUCCAUGCAAUUAUCUGAAAAGCCCUUCACAGAACUGCCAACCGCUGAUACUACCAUAAGAACCACCGUUUCUCCAGAUCAGCACAAUAUCGUGCACACUCCAGUGGCUUUCACAUGGCCACCUGUACUGACAACUAAAAAGCAACCUUCAGAAUCUCUACUAAUUUUUACAACUACAGCCGCACCAUCUUCAAACCAAGGUAGAAGAAGAACUGCCAAAGGGAAAAAGGACAAAGGCCAUUCUGUUCAAACAGGUUCUAGGCAGUCAAAAUUAAAAACCGAUGUGAGAGUACAUAAACACCCACAAUGUGGCACUUCCUGUUAUGCCACAACAAGAAAGAUGACAUUAAAAUCUGAUGUCACUCAAACACCAAAGCAUUCUGUGUCACAUCGGACGACUUCUCAUACAGGACUUGCUAGCAUAUCCAUAUCACCAACAUAUGUUCCCUCAGCUUCACAAAGAACCCAUAUUGUCCAUGAGACCAGAAGAGUUGGGCCUUCUGCACCUACAAAUUCCAAGUGGUUAUCUGUAAUGGCUAGAAAGCAUGUCACAGACGUACCACACAAUACUGCCACCAAGCAUAAGACUCCUCACCUGCAUCACAUGAAAAGUGCCCACAGAAUAACAGAAACCAUGGUUCAUACUCCAGUAGGCUUUACACAAGCAACUGUUAUGGCAUCUGAAAGCCUACCACUAGAAAGAUCAUCCACUGUUGUUAGUACAUCUGCACAAUCUUCAAAACAUGAUACAGUAAAAAACUUCAAAGACUCAGAGGACACAUUUUAUUCUGUUCUAGGAGAUUCCAUCCAGCCAACAUCAGCAGCAGAAAUGAGACCCUAUACAGACUCACAAUACCACCCUUCCUCUCUCUCAGCAGUGACCAGCCUAAAGCUAGCUUCUGAUGUCGAAACAGCUCCUCUGUUACAUAUGCCUUCUUCUCAGCCUAUACUUACUUAUGACAUACUGUCUGGCACUGCAUCACCAUCAAUACCUGCUUCUCAGAGAACCGAAAAUGUCCAUUCAGCUAGGAGCACAGACAUUUCUACCUCUACAAGUUCCAUGCAAGUAUCUGUAAUAACUGUAAAGCAUUUCAAAGAAGUACUUCCAACAACUUCUGCCAUGUUUCCAGAUCUGUACAAGAAAACUGGCCAGAGAGUACAGCAUACAGUCCUUCAUACUUUGACAGGUUCUGUGCAACCACCUGUAAUGACAUCUGAAAAGUUACUUUCAAAGUCACCAUCCACUGUUGUUACCUCUACAUCUGCACCAUCUUUAAAACCAGAUAUAAGAAAAAAUAUCAAUGGUACAGAUGACCCAUCCCAUUCUGAUCCAAUAGGAUCUGUGCAGCUGACAUUAACAACAGAUAUGGCACCGCUUACUAGUCCCCAGUGCUGUUCAUCCAUUUCUGCUGCAGAGAUGAUACCAAAAUCAGAAAGCAAUCAUAUUCAUCCACAGUCUGUGUCACUUCUGUCUUCUUCUUCACCUAGACUUAACGAUGGCACACAGUCUGUUUCACCAUCAUCAUCUACUCUCACAACUUCACAAACAACUUAUACUGCUAAAAAGGCUGGGCGGACAAGGCUUUUUGCUGCUACAAGUUACAUGCAGGAGUCUAUAAUGACCACUAAAAAGCAUCACACAGUAGUGCUACCAACAGUUGCUGCCGCAUCUCCAGACCUGCACAACACAAAAACUGAUGACAGAAUGGUGGAGACAGUGCCUCAUACCUUGAGAAGUGUCAUACACCCACCUGUAAUGAUAACUGAAAAGCCACACUCAGGCACUUCACCCACUGCUGUUACUCCUACAUCCUUACCAUCUUCAAAACCAUAUGGCACAAAAACUGUUGAAACAGGGGAUGCAUCCACUUCUGUUCUAAUAGGGUCUAUGAAUUCAGAAUUAACAAGUGAUGCAAGACCAUAUACAGAUCCUCCAUAUUGCUCUUCCUGCCUGAAUACAAAAAUUGAACAAAUGACCAAAUUAGAUGUCAGUCAUAUACCUCAUCACUCUAUGCAACAUCUUGCUUUUCCACCUGAACAUAAAACCAGCAUACAGUCUGUUACAGCAUCACCAUCUGUGCUCAUAACAUCUCAGAGAAACCAUAGAAUAAGGAGCCCAGGAAUUUCUGCUGCUACAAGUUCUAUGCAGUUACCUGUAACUAUAACUGGUACAGCUGUACCUCAUUUAACCACUGCCAAAUCUGCAGAUCUGUACAGUAUGAAAACUGACUACAUCAUAGGAGAUGCAGUCAGUUAUACUCUAAGAAGUUCUCUGCAGCCACCUCUGACAACUGAAAAGUCACCUUCAGAGUCACUGUUCAUUGCUGUUACAGCUGCAUCUUUACUAUCUUCUAGACCAGAUACAAGAAAGAACAUAGAAGGAAAAGAGGACAUAUCCAAUUCUGUUCCAGCAGGUUCUGCGCAGAAACAGACAGACUCGGAAGCCGCCACCACUGUCAUAAUACAUGUUGCAUCUACGCAACAAAGUCCAAAGAACAGCAUGGUCCAUAAUACUGCAGUGCCAUUUAUCACUGAGCAGAACACAUUUAUGAAUGAUAAAGUUGAGAUGAUGCCCUCAACUUUGUCCAGUCCAAAGCAGCAGGAACAGAGCACUCUGCAAGCCAUGACCACCGUGUUACAAGCAGUCAGUAACAGUAAUAAUCUGGCAUCAGACUCCGUAAAUCCUGCACUCAGACAUCCAAAUUUGAAAGGUGCAUUUACAGGACAAGAAAACAAAAAUGAUGAUGGAAGCCAAAAGGAUAAAAUCAUAUUCUUGCUUCUUGGAGUCCUGCUUGCCUUAGUCGCUGUUUUCAUAUACUCAGGAUUCAAAUGGGGGAAAAUGAGACAGACACAGUACAAUUUUAAUGAAGACAGAUGCGCACACCCACUUGUGGGUGAGAAUCGAUUGCUAAUACCUUAUAUUCUGAACAUGGAACACAUCGCCUGGAAAAACCACCCUGAAUCCUCCAGCACUGAAGCACAAAGUUGUAUGACACCAGAGCAAGAAUGUCAAACACCUCUUCUGUUAGACAAUAAUCACAUGUCAAAUGAAGCAUUUCUUGAGAACGAUACUAAACUGUAAACAAUGCUCCUGGAUUUUUUUUUGUAAAGUGAAUUUUGUCAUCUGUGCAUUACCUUGCUGUCUGUGCUUAGGCUAGUCUUUGUCAUGCCUCCAGAAAUGACGUGACUGCACAUUAAAUAAGCUGUUCCUCCUUACCACAGUGAUAUACUCAGGGAACGCUGUGUCGUUUUUUAGACAGUUGUUUGCCUUACAGUAUGCUGCAGGCAUCCCUUUCGUUAUUGUGGUUUCAGUGCUGAUCUAUAAGAGGAACAAACCAUGUGGUGCUACAUAUCUCAGAUUCAUAUCCCUGUACCAACUACUGCUGUCUAGACUUUAGUUCCUACAUGUAAUAGUAGGCCUUUGAAUUCUAUCCUGUACUACCAGAAAGGAUGUCCACCACCGCUGAAGAGUCUUAAAGGCUACAAAGAAACACUCAGGCCUGAAGUACUGCAAAGUAUGAAAAUCAGGCACCUGCAUUAACAUACUGUAUAACAAACCUGCACUGUGGUCUCUUUUCAAUUAUUAGAAUCAUCAUGGAUAUUGUGCAAUUUUCCUAAUAUAUGGAAACAAAGGUUUAUAGCACUGAAAAAUGGAAGGUUGCUUUCCAAAGCACAAACAAAGCAUAUUAAUCUGAGAUAGGGUUUAUAUGUGUGCAUGUGUGUGUGCGUGUGCGUGUGUGUAUGCGUGUGCGUGUGUGUGUGUGUGUGUGUGUGUGUGUGUGUGUGUGUGUGUGUGUGUGUGUGUGUGUGUGUAUGCGUGAACUGGCAUUAAAAUGUUUGCACAAAAUGCUCAACAAGGUAACAUAGCCAAAAUCUGCGAUGCUAUCAUGUAUAACUUUAUGAUAGUUAAAUAUGCAAGAUGAAAAAUGCAAAUGUAAAGAUCCACAGACGUAGGAAGGGGUAGACUGCAUGUAUUAUGCUUAGAAAAAACACACUUUGUGUCAGCUGUGUUACCUGCAUGAUGACUCUCACUUUGCCCUGUGUCAUUUAAUUUGCAAUGAUGUUUCCUGGAAUACGCACUUAAUGAAAUCUACAUUUUUAAUUACAGAUCAACUCCGAAUGUGUUAUGCUCAGUGCGGAAUGGAUAUAAUUUUCUUUUAGCAUGCAGGAGAUGUAGUGAGGACAGCAAAGUUAACCUGUAGAGGCAUAUCUGAUACUAGAGGCUGGAAAGUUAUAGCCCUCAAUAAUCUGAACCGACAGUAAAAGAUAUAUGGAAAAAAAGCACUACAGUUAAUUAUCAAAGUUGUAGGGCUGACUAUGUUUUGAACUUUAAGUAUGAAGUCAUUGCUGUUUUGCAUUAUAAUACUUUUAUAUUGGCUCUGCUUGCAAAAAUGUAAAUGCAAUUUAUAACUUCAGUUAUGUCAAACGACUUCUGCAAAGUGGUUGUGACUGACCUUUUGCAGCAUUCGUGAAUGCAAAAUGCAGUCUUCUUGAAGAAUGUCACUGCUGGCAAAAUUUACUCUUCCCAGAGAUGAAGUAACCUCAGAGUUAGUCAUGUUAGCUAAUGGGGAGAAGGGGACAAAGUUAGCUACAUGGGGGUGGGGGGCUUUUACAUCAUCUGAAAGCAAGAUUUGAAUUCCAGUGUGAAAUCUCUUUUAAAGGUGGGCAGAGUUCAAGGUCCUGGGGGUUGUGGCCAUGACUUGGAACCCAGCACAGCUAAUGUAAAAAAAUGAAAAGCUGCUGGUAUGGCCCUGCAUAUAAUCAUCUUAGCAUCUCUAAUAGGUUAAUACUAGGCUAUCGAUCCAGAUAAAAACUAGCAGCCUACCCAUAAGAUCUUAAAUCAUGAAUACCCACAAACCUACUUCUUUGAAAAGUAGAGGCAAAAUUGGGAGUAUUUAAUAACUAACUUAACCCCUUUUCAGUGAGAUUUUAAGGGGUCAGACCAGGUAGUGAAUGUAUGAUUGCUCAUCCAUUCAUUUACUAUAUGCUUAGCCAGGAAGCUACUUUGUUUUAUAUUUAAGGAAAGUCCAUUCCAUAAUAUAGGGAGUCUCUGGGAGAAUAUAUAUUUUACCAGCACUACCUAUUCAUAUUUUGGCGAAAAAUUAGAUCUGUUGAGCAGAUGCUUAAAAUGUUAUUUGUUUUGUGGAUGUGCAGGAGGUCACACAGAACUGUUUUCUUUGAGGCUCUGUAGGUCAGACAAAGGUAACCCAUCAAGUAUCUGUAGGACACACAAAAGAGAGAUAUUAGUGUAGCUCAAGGAAGACAUGCCAUCUAUUGUCUUGAUGAGGAAAAGCCGUGGUCUCUCAAGCUGAGUAAUAUGCUUAGAAAAGUACAUGCCAAAGGGGGGAUUAUACUCUAUUAUAGGCAUAAAGUGGGAGGAGUAGAUAGGGAUGAUAACUUCCUUGGAUCUUAAACAUAUGCACUUGGUGAUGGCAGAUAAAAAGAUUUCUGAAUGACUUUGGAUACAUGAGAAUAAAAGGACAGUUCAUUACCAGUGAAAGCGACCAUGUCCCUGAUGACCAACUCUAAUUUAAGAGGGUGUCUCCUAUGUGAUAGCUGAAUGGGUACCCUUGCUUGCCAAAGGACACACUGCUGCAUGGACCAUGGUCCAGGCCCCAUUUGUUGGUGCAUUUUGCACCCUGCCGAAGAGUCUGGAAGUCAGAUGAGGAGUUUAUGACUACUCUGCCUUUGCAACCAUCUGCAAACCUAGUCAGCCACAGGUCUUUGGUAUCAGCCUUGACAUCAAAGAACAAUACUAAGAGAAGUGGUCCUAGGACUGAUCAUUGGGGGACAUGAUGGAAACCAGAGCUGUAGCUGGCUCGAUUAGCACCCAGUGUCAUUCCUUAAUUUGGUGCACCUCAACUCUAAAUUGAGUUGAGAAGCAAAAAAAUUAAAAUGAAAGGCUCAUUGUCUAUUCCCAGAUCUAGUGCUCCUGACCUCUUAAAAAAAAGAGGCCUUAGACUUUUAAAAGCUGAUUCUGCAUGGACCACUGAAGCAACCACUUCAUUCCUGAUUGCAGUUAAUACUGAUAUGGCACUACUUUCCAAUAGGCAUCUGCCAGUCAGGCCUCCCCAACAUGUUGCACCCAAGAUGGCUGCCCCUUUUGCCCCACCUUAGCAACAUUUCUUCUGUAAACUACUCUUUUAGAAGAGCAUGCACCCCCAACACUAACCGAUUGGUUUCUGUCAUUAUGCUGGUUUGUUAUCCUGUGAGUAAUAUAGGGGUGUGCAUUUAGUUUCAUUUGUUUAUCAGUAGUGACAGAAUGUGGCAUGAUGUCAAAGACUUUUGACAGGUCCGGAUGUGCAGUGUAAAUUGAUUUGCCUAUGUCUAAUAUAUCAGUAACCUGCUCAAAGUAGUUCACCAUGUCCAGGAGGGAAGAUCUCAAAACUUAUCAAACAAAACCAGAUUAAAACCAACAUAAUAACAAGGAAAUAGAUCAACACAGAAGGAUUAAUGUGGAAUGCCAUAGCUGCGGGGUUGGGUUGCUAUUUCUCUGUGUCUAAUGUGUGGAGUAGAUGAGACAGUGAAAUCUGCUGACAUACAGAGGUGGAGACACUUUUUAUGCUGCAGUCUGCACUGGACAUAGAGACAUGAUGGCAUCACUUGCAAAAAAAUUCAUCUGAUGGAUGAUUUAUAUUUAUUUUCCUUGGAAACAAUGCCAAUAUAAGUUUUUGAUGUACAAAAUAUUACAGAAGAUUGUUAAGUAAGAUUUCGGGGACAUAACUUUGCUGAAUAUGCUCCUUAAAUACAGCCUAGAAAAAGAAUAAUCUGUCAGAUAUAAAAAUAUUUAACCAAAAUUAAAACAACACCCAUUGCUGUGACAUAAAUUGAUAAACCCUGCAAAUGGGUCGUUACUAAUAAAUGGUCUACCCUGGUAAAUACAAAUGUCAAAAUAAAUAAAAUUGAAAUAAUGGCAUGACUAUAACCCAAAUAUAAUACAUUUAAUUCUGGAGAUGUAUUAUGUAUGUAUUAUCUCUUGGUGCUGUGUCUUAACCUGCCAUCAGUCACUUGUGAGUAACACCCAGAAGCAACACUAACACAGAGUGAUGUGACAAUACAAUGAUAAGGUAACAUAUUCUCCAGCAGUGGCAGUGAACAAGUGUCUUCUUUACCCAUAUCUCUUCAUUGCCACAGUGGCAACAAAUUACUCUGAGGAAAAGGUUGAAAGUCAGGAAAGUUUUCUUGAUGUUUUAGAGUACAUCUUCUAUGUCUGCAAAAUGAGUACAGAAAAAAAACAACCUGAAAGGCACAUUGUAAACAGGCACCUUAGCUUCUUUAUUUUAUUUUAUUUUCAUUUAUGUAGUGCCGUGAGAAAGGGCUCUUGUUCAGUAAACAUAAAUGGGAUCCCCUCAUAUCUGUGGAAUUACAGGAAAGUGUAUACUAAGCAGGAAACUGCUACAUCUCUGAGUAUUGCAGUUGUCCAAGGGACAACGAUCACAAAGUUAAUGUAUGUAAGUAGUGAGGAAACAUGAGCUGCAGUCUUUACAUUAUGGGGUACUGGAGAGGUCGCCCUCCUUUAAAAAUAUUUAUAAUGUGCAAAAGUGAGGUUUUGUACAUUGCUGUUCUUUUUCAAUGAUAUCUCUUAAUUUUUGUAGAGUUUCAGGGCACAAAGUAUUGAGUUUUGAGUAAUUUCCAAAAGGUUGCCAUCAACUGAUAUUUUUUAACCACAAAAUAGAAUGGUAAAAACAAACAGGAUAAAGUCACAGAAUAAAUACAAAUAUGCAGUUUACUGUACCUGUACAUUAGGAAUGAACAGCAAACACAUAACCAAAUUAAACUCCGACUCUUACACGGAGUCAUUCACUCAAAAGGACUGGUUUACUGUAAGUUGGGAUCAUCUGCAGUGGCUCACGGGAACCACAGAAAAGGCAGCUAAUCCAGUAUCAUACCAAAAAGAAUGUGCCUUGGCCAUGAGGUCAGAAAUGGUUAGAGACGUGGGAGAUACCAGCCUUGCAAUGGGUCUUAUGUGACUAGAGAGAGUUGCACAUCCUCUACAAAAGCAGAGAAAAGGGUUAGUCUCCAUUGUAUUACAUGUUGAGAGGAAUUGAAAGGUUAUGCCAUGAGCAAGAGAGAAACAGGUUUAGUGAGUUAGAUGAAAUAAGGUGGGUUUUGGGGAAGAUGUCAAGGUUGACUUGUUUAGAAUAAGAGAUGCAGUAAAGAUGAUGUUAUUCCAGAGAAGUAGCAACAGCUUUUCUGUAGACUGACACCUUGGUUUUCAUAGGAAGAAAUGGGUGAAGUGAAAGCCUUUGUUCGUUAAGUGUCUGUUGGAUAUUACAGUUCUGAAUGAAGUAAGGCUGCAGUUUGUAGGACAUAAUCAGAGGAAUGAAUAUCCCUUUAGUUAAAGUAGCUGUAGCAAACUGAGCCAAUGAGAUGCAGAUAAUGUGCAUGUCUUUGAAGUGAUGGGCAGAGCUGUGAAAUGAGGAUGCCAAGAUGAUAAGGGAAGGCUGAACUCUAACUAGAGGUCAGAAUGCUUGAAGUGAUGUACAUUUUCAAUGGAGAUGCCAUUGUCAGGAUUUGUGAGGUGCUAGUUUUGUGGUGUGCUCUUAAGCUGGAUAUCUUCAAGUGCCUUUCCUCUCAAACUGGACUUACCUGGUAAUCAAACUGGAAAUAAAUAAUAAUAAAUAAAUAAACAAAGUAAUUAUAAUUACAGAGUGCCUCCUUAUAAAUGAUAGAUAAACAAUACAUGGGGAGAAGACAGUAUCAGUUUUGGCCUUAUUUCUGAUGAUGAAAUUAUUUAAACUUAUUCCACUGUAGUCUUAACUUCCUUUGCUAGAAUAAAGUUAUCUGCUUGAAGUGA